Eleginops maclovinus (Patagonian blennie) is the source of this 2073-nucleotide messenger RNA. RefSeq names its product polymerase (DNA directed), epsilon 3 (p17 subunit) (gene pole3). Gene Ontology annotation, molecular function: protein heterodimerization activity; chromatin DNA binding. NCBI's taxonomy places the organism in Eukaryota, Metazoa, Chordata, Actinopteri, Perciformes, Eleginopidae. Bases 359 to 808 code for a protein of 149 amino acids. The record is from RefSeq and is a predicted model, not a curated record. Gene Ontology annotation, biological process: leading strand elongation; heterochromatin formation; DNA damage response. Gene Ontology annotation, cellular component: epsilon DNA polymerase complex; CHRAC. The transcript is spliced from 4 exons.
UUACGCCGUGGUCAGAGAGGUUAUAGUUGAAAGUUGACGGAGGAGGGCUCGUGCUUGGAAGCUUCGCGGGAAACGUCCCAAAACAAAUCGGAUCUAGUGGAAACGCAAGCGGCUUCAAACAAAGUUUGAACUUAUAUAUGAAACACCAAUCCGUCAACCACUCUGAUAGUAAAGUCUUCCUCAAACGUGGUACUAAUAUUAUUAAAUAUUACUGUGAAGCUGAAUAAGCUACUUACAUUAGCUAGCUAUUUAGGUAGCUCCAGGCUAACAUAACAGUGCUAAUCUGUGAGCACGAGAGGUUACGGGGAUCCAGACAGCGCACACGGCAGGGUGAAGGACUUGAUAACCGGCGAGAGACAUGGCGGAGAGACCCGAAGAUCUGAACCUGCCCAACGCGGUGAUCACCCGCAUCAUCAAGGAAGCGCUCCCAGAUGGGGUUAAUGUGUCGAAAGAAGCUCGGAGAGCCAUAUCCCAAGCUGCCAGUGUGUUUGUGCUGUAUGCAACGUCCUGUGCAAACAACUUUGCCAUGAAAGCCAAAAGGAAAACUCUGAACGCAGGAGACGUUUUAUCUGCGAUGGAGGAAAUGGAGUUUGAACGAUUCCUGGAACCUCUCAGAGAAGCUCUAGAAGUGUACAAGAAGGGCCAGAAAGGAAAGAAAGAGGUGUCUGAGCAAAAACGUAAAGACAAAGAGAAGAAGACCGACUCUGAGAAUGAUAAGAGCAGGGAAGAGGAAGAUGAGGAGGAGGAGCGCAUGGACGAGGAACCUGAAGCUGAGAAUGAGGCAGAGGAGGAGGAUGUGGAGAACUAAUGACACAAACAAAAAUGCACUCUCGGCGUGUUGCGCUCAAGUGAUUCAGUCAUCAUUGAGCAAAACUGAAUCAAUUCAUCCAGGUUCAGUGAGCCAUGAAUGGGUGGAGGUUCAAUUAUAAAAAGGGCAGCUGCUGUUUUCAGCACAAUGAAACUACAACUACGUCACACACUUCCUGAUAUUUCGUCCUUUUUUUCUAUUUACUUGUUGUGUAUAUAUCUGUCACAUUUUUGAUACAAAUAGUGUUCUUUACAGUAAAGGACAUACAGUAAGAAGUGUCCGUUGACAGAAAGUUAAAUUCAAAGUGACUGAUUCUGGCUCAUUGGACUUAAAUGCAUUGGUUUAUGAGCUUUUCAAUCAAUAUCCUAUGGUGGCUGAUGAGCAAACAUGUUACAACGGCCUACAAACACUUCCAUUAGGAGAAACGCGCUGUUCCUUCAAAAACGAUGCAAAAAAUAAAAUAAAUAUUCCAGAACACAUGCAAAUGAAAAAACAUCUUAACCAACUUGACGACACAUAGGCAGCAUUUAUAAAACCUUCACCAACUUGAGAAAACAUGUGCAGCGUAUACUAAAACUGCAAAAAACAAACACUGGAAACGCCGCAAGAAGCUCAAACAAAACGGAAAUGGGGGACAUUGAAAACUAAGUGAUGUACACUUGGGGAUUAUAAAGUUAUCCAACUGUCUGACACUUGAAGCUUUUUUUCAUUCGAAGCAUUUUGUUUUGCUGUGUUUCUUUGUAAAUGAUGUGCAUGUUUCGUCAAAUUUCCUAAUGGAAGUGUUUCAGGAUGUGUAUUAUUUGCCCGUGAGCUUCCGUUAUAUAUCACGGAGAACAUAGAAUGUAGUUUGAUACAUGUCCAGUUAUGAUCAUAGAAAUGUUUCGAUAGUGGCAGCAUUACUGUGAUACUCUCAAAGAUGAAAAUGUUAACAAACUGCCUAUUAUUUAUUCCAAAAUAAUUAAAAUAAAAAUACAUUCAAAUAGGACAUUUCUUGAUAAAAAAAACCCUGACCUGAAAUUUGACUACUAGCUUUUGGUACGAAAUCAGUUUUGUAUUUUACCAUAACAAGGUGCUUGUACUGAAACUCUCAGACAAAAUACCAAGAGCUUAAUGUACUAAAAGACUUUGUUGAAUUGUUGUGAUGGACUACAUGACCUCAGUAUAAAAAGCUGCACCUCUGUUUUUGUUCAAUUUUUGAACCAUUUAUAUUUUUUUAGAAUUGUAAAUGACUGGAUGAAAUUUUCAAUAAAUCUUUUGUAUUUAAA